Sorghum bicolor (sorghum) is the source of this 1140-nucleotide messenger RNA. Its product is annotated as nucleolar and coiled-body phosphoprotein 1-like. The coding region runs from base 1 to 1140 and encodes 379 amino acids. NCBI's taxonomy places the organism in Eukaryota, Viridiplantae, Streptophyta, Magnoliopsida, Poales, Poaceae. The transcript has 4 exons. The record is from RefSeq and is a predicted model, not a curated record.
AUGGAAAAUCCUGCGUGGGUGGACCUGCCAGAGGAUGACGCUGCUCGAUGUCAUCAAUACACCAGCAGCGAGGAGGAGCAGAACCGUCCCGCCCUGACCACCGAGGAUAGGGUAGCGGGGAAAAGGCCACUAGCAGUGGAUCCGCCCCCUGCGGAGGCGCUGCCGGCAGAGAGCAGCCAAGCGCCGAAACGUCGUCGGCUCGUCAGGAUCACCGACGAUGACGAGGAGGAGGAGGCGGCGCCAUCUUUGGUUCGAAAGCCAUGUAGUCGUCCGGAUGUUGCACUGGCCACUGCUGGUCGGAUGACCAGCGACCCGCCUGCCCCACACGCCGAGCCGACGCGUGUUUGGAGAGACAGGGGCAGCGGUGACGGCUGCAUGGCAUCGGACGUCGACCCUGACCAUAUUGCUAGCCAGAGGACGGCCGAGCCCGUGGCUGUCGUUGGAGACGCCAUGCUACAGACCACCCAGGAGCAUGCCGAGGAGCAGCCCGCGACGACGACCGAGGCUGAGAGUGCCGAGGAGCAUCCGGCCCCGGCAAGGGCCAGAGCGAGCACCCCUACAAGGGACGGAGAGGCUGCGAGGAUGCCUCCCCCAAGCAACGUUGCGGAGGAAGAAGGCAGAGCUCCGACUCCCCCGCCAGCUGAAGAAGGGAGGGUCCCAACCCCGCUCCGAGCAGGGGCCUCUUCACCAGUAGGUUCCCCUGGCCUAGAUCAGGGUCCAGUGAUGCCUGCGACCACGGCCGGGGGUAGUGCGGAGGGCGAGCAAGCCCGAACAGCCUCCGAUGACGAAGUGGAUGAGAUCCAAGGUCGUCCCAAAGAUGGCCGCCAGCACGUGUAUGUGUGGCGCCAACGCGAGGACCACUUCAUUGGUCAUAAGGAACUCAGGAAGACGGAGGAGGCCGCGAGGGUGGAGCGCGCAGCGAAGCGGCUUGUGGACGAGUUUGUAUUCUUCUUGUACGACGCAAUGAAAACAGCGAAGUACCGAAAAAGGUGCUUCGACCAGAUUGAGGGCAUCGUGGCCGAUAACAUGGCCCUAUCCGCGGAGGUGGACCAGCUUCGCCCCGAGCUCCCUGAAGACCAGCUCCGCGCGCCGAAGCUGUCGCCAGUCAAGAAGGCGCAACGGGCGUGGGACUGGCUCUAG